This is a messenger RNA of Dromaius novaehollandiae (emu), 6081 nucleotides long. It is a transcript of the gene ITPRID1, whose product is annotated as ITPR interacting domain containing 1. The coding region runs from base 214 to 3426 and encodes 1070 amino acids. Gene Ontology annotation, molecular function: signaling receptor binding. The record is from RefSeq and is a predicted model, not a curated record. The transcript has 13 exons. Lineage: Eukaryota; Metazoa; Chordata; Aves; Casuariiformes; Dromaiidae.
AAAAAAGGGCGGUGGAAAACCAACCCAGGAACACCAGUUCUUGUCCUUCAGUUUUUCAGACUUUGGGUCUGUGGCAGAGCAGAGACACAGAAGCAUUAGUCUGCAACUAUUCUAUUAUAGUAACAGCUGGAUCGAGCCGUACAGAAGACUCUACGGAAGAAAAUAUUCACCACUGGUUGAAUUCUUGUGUUUUUUUCCUUGUCAGUACCAGAAAUGGUACAGAUGACUGUGCAAAGCUACAGGAGUUCCCUGCAAGAGUUUUCAGAAAGUCCUGUUAUGUCAAGAUGCAACAGCCUCAACUCUUCCCAUUCUCUCACCACUGUACCCCAGAGUGUAACUGAAUGGCUCACCAUCGGGGAAAAGGAUCCAACUGAGAUUCUUCUUGAUUUGGGGUUUGGUACAGAAGAACCUGAUGUCUGCACUAAAAUCCCUCCUCGGUUCCUUAGUGGUGCUUCUGUAGCAAAAGGGAUCAACAUCCGAGUUUUUCUGGAGGCUCAGAAGCAGCGGAUGGACAUUGAGAGGCCAAAUCUAUAUGGGCAUUUUCGACAACUAGAAGUGCUUAAUCACGUGACGAGUGCCUUCUCGUCAUUGCUGACUGACGUGAACACCCAACAGAGCAAAGUACAGGACACUAGCGGAGAUGAGACUGGCCUGUUGGAUACUGAGAAGAGCAGACCUGUGGUUACACGAGCAAAGAAGAGAAUAGGUCAGCUCUUGAAAAGGGCUUCUAGGCAGACAGCACUGCUGAAACAAAGCUCGCUGGCAUCUGGCAAAGCCAACUCAUCCAGCUGGAAAGGACAACCCCACUCCUGUGCUGAUAUUGCCGAGAAUGGAACAAUCCAAACAGGCUUUUCUGAAAGUGUUGCGGUGGCUUGUCUGACCCCAGAGCAAAUCUCCAGAGACAAAGCUGCGUUCACAAUAUCCCAGUGUCCACAGACUCCAUCGGGGAAAGCUUGGGCUUCAUCACACUUACUUCCAAAACAGCCCCAUCUUUCUUCUACGUGUGAGGUGCCUGCCAAAGACAGGCCAAGAAAGGAGUUGCAUUUGCUUUUGGCCCCCACACUCAAAAAAUUGGCCAGCCAAAACUACAAGCCACCAGACUCAUUUGAAUUGGAAGAGAUUCAGAGCUUGGAGGAUGAAACUCUAUGUAGAAAUGCUCCUGACAGCGUAUCAGAGGUGAUGGUGACAAGGACAAACAGCUGCCAGUCAGACAGCAGUGGGUUUAUGGAGGAGCUGCCAGAACCUGUAGUUUUGCAAAAUGCAUCUUUGUCAGGAAAGAUAAAUCUUAGCUCUGAUACCCACAGCCACCGAACAGCUGUGUCAUAUAGGACAGAGCUUCCUAUGUUAAAUCAGGAUUUUCAACAAAAGCCAGAAGAUUGUGUUGCUAAGGCCUUCAUGACAGAUUGCAAGAGGAUUUUGACAGUAUCUAGACCAAUGAGAGUGUGCAGUGACCAGGGAGAAGAAACUUGUCUUCUGCUAACUGCAGAAGAUUGCCAGCAUCAGGCCUGUAAUGCUGGGCCAUGGAAUUUUGUCCAAGAAACGUUAUGUGAUGUGGACAAGAGAGAAGAGAAAAGUGGAAGAAAGCAACCAGAAAAAGAGGAGUGCAUGAAAGAGUAUACUCCUUGUUUUCAGAAUGAUAACCAGGAUGAAGGAAAUCCUGUCUCCUCAAAAUUUGAUUGUCAAUUAUGUUUCAGUUCAGGACAUAAAAAUGCGAAUGUGACCUUCACUGAACGAAAUGACACUAACCCUGAGACUGCCAGUAAGAGCAAAAUCAGAAUUGAAGAAGAAAGUGAGAGGUGCCUGACAGAAAAGGACGUUGGAAUUGCAUGUCAUGAAAAUGUCCAGGGAGGUCGCACAGAACAUGUAAAAGGAGAGUGGUGGGGAAUGGAAGCGGUCAGUGAAGAUGGUACCCUUCUUGCAGUGAGUGAGGUGACAAAUGAGCAGAAGUUCCGCAAAAUGGAUGUUGAUCCAACAAAUACAGGGUCCUCUUUUGAAAGAGGGCUCCCAGAAGCUCUGUGGCAGGGCCCAGCAGUGUACAGUGAAAGCAGUGCUAUUUCAAGCAGUUCUCCUCAAAUACCUUGGAGCCCUCUCUCCUUACUAGCAGAAGGGCCUGGGUUAAGUUCUUCUGAAGAUAAAGAGACUUGUAGUAUAAGGGAGAUAUUAUGUGCUAACAAAUCAGUAAAGGAAAGCACUAUCCAAAACAGUGAAAUGAAUGCUAGUCCUCUGAAAUCUGUUACUGUCCAGAUGUCUUCAAGGCUGGAUUUUACUUUGAAGAUGAAGUGUGCAGGGCAAAAUGCUCCUCUCAGUGAGAGCCCUGCUAGGGACCACCCUGUGGACUUCUCCGAGGUGUUAGCACACUGCUCCGAGGGUGGUCAGCUCAGCCAGUGGGGCCCUGGGGCUUCAAAGGACGGCCUGAAGCAGACCACCGAAGCCUCCAGUCAGACUGACAUCCCUGCCAGGAAAACCAGGCAGUUACCCCUGCUUCCUCCACCCCAUCAUCACCUCAUAAAAUCAGCCUCUCUUGACACUGUGCUUUGUGGCAAAUAUGGGUCGCACUACAAGGGUGAAGCAUCUGGCACCUGGGGUGCUCAGGGCUGUCACUGCUGUCUCUGCUGCCACUGCUGCUGCUGCCACUGCUGCUGCCUGAGGACCUUCCCCGUAGCCAUUUCUCCCCAGCACCCCGUGGGCUGCUGUUCAAACCAUGCUGCCAUGGAGCUGCAGCUUUGGAAAACACUGACACUCCUACAGGAAACUGCAAUGAGAAAUCUCUCUCUGUGUACCAUCCAUGAAAUAGAAGUGAUGAAGAGCUCCUGCCAGCAGUUCCGGGAGAAGCUGGAUGAGAUUGAACAGUACCUGACCGAACAGCAGGCUCUGUUUUCCAGUGCUCUGCCAGACGAAGGAAGAGAGGAAAGGAGACACCUGCAACUCUUAAGGCAAGCUGUUCGUCAGGAGGUUGCAGAGCUGGAAUUUCGGCUGAAUGAUAGGGCUUGCCAGGUUAAGGAAGGCAUUCUCACGCAGCUGGACCAAUUACUAGUAGAACAAUCCCAUCUGUUUUCAGAGCUCGGACUCUCUGAUUGGAAGGAAGAAAGAAAUGCCCAGAAUAAACAAGCGUUUCCAGAUGCUGCUGACGCUGUGCAUCCUAGAAGUGGGUGCUCAGAAAUGGUACUCCAAAGAGCUCCUAUCAGAAGCACAAAACCAGCAGGGUCUCUCUCCACUUUGCAGACAGGGACACCCAUAAUGCAAUUUCCUACCAGGACAACACUUGAGCCAAAUUCAGCCGUGUCUGACCCACAGGAACUCUCUGCCAGUAUAAAGGAAAUAAAAGGACCUCCGCAGCCAAAAAUGGACUUUAAGAUGUUUAUACACAAUUUGAAGAAAUCAUUCCAAAAUCCUUUACGUAAUGACUCAGCAGAAGGAAGAGACUGAUGGUAGACAGACUGAUGGAUUUUGUUUUUAAUAGCUGUGGCUUUUUCCUGCAAUAUCGGAACAAAUGAACCAAACAUUGCAUUAUAGAAUGUUCUGAUCACAAUAAUAUAAUUUGCAAUGAGGUAACUGCCCAGAAAAGCAGGCAUUUUUAAAAGAUGUUCCAAAGAGAGGAACUAUGUAUUUUGCUAAUGAGAGAUUACAGAACUUAUUAUGCUCCUCUUGGCCAUCACAAUGGUUCUUCACAAUGUCAUUUAAAAGAAAAGCAGGGAGGGCUUAUAUUUAUGAAGAAACUUAUGCACUUGCACUCAGUGUAGGAAAUAUCUCUAGAAGGUAUUAUCCUCAUAGCCACUUACCUUAGCACAGAUCUUCAACCAAUAUGAAUUGUCAAGCCCAGACUGUCUUGUAUGGUUCUAGACACUUCAGCUUUUAGCUGACUACUGAAACCUAAUGUGCCUCUGACUAAUUUUAUGAUGCCCGUAUCUGUUGUCAGUAUCAAAUCAGAAGCUCACUGACAGUGUAUGAAAUGUCAACAUACAUACCCUAUGUUUAGUUAAACACUGAACUAUGACUGUGGAUAGUCUCCUUUUCCUCUUCAUUUCCAUAUUUACUUCAUGUAAAUCCAAUGAAAAAACAAACGAAACUAGAAUAGCAAAAUUUCCUACGUUAGAAACCUUGAACCUGAAUCCUGGCUCAGUUUCCUGGGGAGUGCACAGAUCCUGGAUUCAUGCAGAAAAAGAGCUGAGAAAAUACUUCUCCGAUUUGGAUUACAGCAAAGAAAUUCAACUAGUUCGUUUUCAAAGCAGUGUACUUCGUACUACUGCUUUUAGCUUAGCACUUCCCAGACUGUGAGAUGUCCUACUGGCUUGCUUGUUUAAUGCUCUGGAGGGAACUUAGGUGUCAUUUAGGCUUUGUUGCUGCAAGUCACAGCUGUGUGAAGGUGCAAAUAGAAGCAGCAUUUGCACAUGCAAGGAGAAAAUGGAGUCAAAUACGCAGAGCAGCCCUGAGGCUCCCUGCACCUAGAGGUUUCCACAGAUGUUCAGGGUGAUAAAAUGAGUGGGAGGAGAAGGGAAAAACAGGAACUGACAAGAUCCUCAACACCCUACUGGGCCAUGAAUUUCACUGGGUGAAAUUUGCCCCUUCCUUGAGAGCCCUCAUGGAAUUUGUACACCACUUCCACACUACUAAUUGUUAAAGUGUUUAUACUUCAAGAUUUGUGGUUGACUCCUUUGAAGCUACUGAGAUUAAUCCUGACAGUAUCUCUAGGCAGAAUAGAAACAGGACUAAAAUGUCCCUUACGUAACUUUUUGGUGGAACCAACAAUAAAUUUGGCUUAUUAUUUUCUCUCUCCACAGUCUUAUGAGCAAAUAAAAGCAUCACUACAGAGUGACUGAAGGUGCACUUGCAGAUAUUGUACCUCAGUUUAUAGAGGAAAACAGAUAAAGACCAUGGUGAAGGAUAUAGAGUGAUGCUGGUGCAGAAGACCUGGAAGAAAGGACUGUUAAGAUGGUUCCUUACCUCACCUGCACAAAGGCUGUGAUUCCUCCCAUUAAAAAAAACUAUAUUUUUUAACUGUCACUGCAACAGGCUAGAUAAAAUCUUUGUAUGUAUGUGAUGCUAAAAACCACUGUGUGCCUGUAUAUGUCCAUGCAUACAGAUGGCAGUAGUGGCAGGUGGCAGUUAUUCUUGAUUAGGAAGACCACGUGAGCUCUGUGGCACCAUUUGAUUUCUACCAUUUAUAUUCUCAGCCAGGACUGAAUUUCACUCCUACUAAUAAAACUUUCCUAUUUGAAUAGUCUUUAGAUAAUUGGUUUAUGCAGUCCAGUUCCUCAUUUCACUUUAAUUAUAAAAUAAUCUCAUGCAAACUGUGCAGGAGAUAGAUAGGGUUUCCCCAUAUGCAGCACUGAGACUGCCAUAAAUAUAGUGUUAUUUUGAACCUGUUUGCAUUCACAUACAUGUUGUUUUAACAGUUAAGCUGUAAUCUUGUAGCAAUAAAAAUGUACUAAGCAAUGGGAAAGUGAAAAAUCUUUUGACUACUCCUCAAGCACAAGUGAUAUUUCACUUCAUAACUCCUUCAAGUAUGUUACAAGGAUGCCUGGGUUGAGCCUAUAAUACUGCUAUUGAAGACAGGAGAGAAAAGAAAAACACCAAAACACCAACAACUAUGCCAAUUUUGUGACCAAAGAGGUUUGGGAUAGCAACAGUAAGUAUAAGAAUUUGGCUGUGUACCAGCCUUUUAAACUCUAGCAUUUAUUUUGCUUUAGGGCACUCAUAGGCAAAUAUGCUGGGAAUCUUAGUGAUAACUCCACAGAAUUAAUGAAAUAAUACUGUAUCUGAUUGAGUAUCCUGUAUCAUCAUUGCUCUCCUUUAGCUAGAACCAUACAAAUUAGCUUGAGGGCUCAAAAGGCAGCAGUGAUAUCUUGGGGGGGCUGCAUUGCUUAGCGCUAGGUGGUUUGCAAAUUUGAAAUCUGAAGAAAACUGACCUUGCGACAUUGCGCGACUUCUAAAAAAAAAAGAUAAAUUGCAGAAGAAAUUGGUUUUGUUCAUCGUAGUUCUGUAGCAAUUUGUGUCACUUGGAUUUUACUUCUUUUGUCAUUGUCUUUUGCCUUCAUUGUCUUUCCCUGAUGCCCAAUAAAUCUUUAAACCCUGAAGCUAAAA